CUUGGCAUACUGCAGGGUGCAAGCGUUACGGCCGUAGCCGGUUGCUAGGGGACCGGACUCUGGGUAACGGGAUAGCUGCGCCCAGAUGGAGACCAGCGGGGAUUACCGCAACGGUUCGAGGUACUCAGGGAGGACGGGGGAUCAGGGUAUCGGAGCAGAGAGUGUGGGUAGGAGCGGGGAUUAUAUCACCGACACUAACCCGGUUACAUGUAUUUAUCAAACAGCGAAACCCACACUGCGCCAUAUACAGAGAUACCCCCUCCCUGAUACACUGCCAGCCGCACACUGUAUCCAUAUACAGAGAUACCCCCUCCCUGAUACACUGCCAGCCGCACACUGUAUCCAUAUACAGAGAUACCCCCUCCCUGAUACACUGUGUCCAUAUACAGAGAUACCCCCUCCCUGAUACACUGCCAGAUGCACACUGUAUCCAUAUACAGAGAUACCCCCUCCCUGAUACACUGUAUCCAUAUACAGAGAUACCCCCUCCCUGAUACACUGUAUCCAUAUACAGAGAUACCCCCUCCCUGAUACACUGCCAGCCACACACUGUAUCCAUAUAGAGAUACCCCCUCCCUGAUACACUGCCAGCCACACACCAGCGGGGAGAUACCCCCUCCCUGAUACACUGCCAGCCACACACUGUAAUACACUGCCCCUCCCUUUUACACUGCCAGCCACACACUGUAUCCAUAUACAGAGAUACCCCCUCCCUGAUACACUGCCAGCCACACACUGUAUCCAUAUACAGAGAUACCCCCUCCCUGAUACACUGCCAGCCUCACACUGUAUCCAUAUACAGCGAUACCCCCUCCCUGAUACACUGCCAGCCGCACACUGUAUCAUAUACACUGCCAGCCACACACCAGCGGGGAGAUACCCCCUCCCUGAUACACUGCCAGCCACACACUGUAUCCAUAUACAGAGAUACCCCCUCCCUGAUACACUGCCAGCCACACACUGUAUCCAUAUACAGAGAUACCCCCUCCCUGAUACACUGCCAGCCUCACACUGUAUCCAUAUACAGCGAUACCCCCUCCCUGAUACACUGUAUCCAUAUACAGAGAUACCCCCUCCCUGAUACACUGUAUCCAUAUACAGAGAUACCCCCUCCCUGAUACACUGUAUCCAUAUACAGAGAUACCCCCUCCCUGAUACACUGCCAGCCACACACUGUAUCCAUAUAGAGAUACCCCCUCCCUGAUACACUGCCAGCCACACACCAGCGGGGAGAUACCCCCUCCCUGAUACACUGCCAGCCACACACUGUAUCCAUAUACAGAGAUACCCCCUCCCUGAUACACUGCCAGCCACACACUGUAUCCAUAUACAGAGAUACCCCCUCCCUGAUACACUGCCAGCCUCACACUGUAUCCAUAUACAGCGAUACCCCCUCCCUGAUACACUGCCAGCCGCACACUGUAUCCAUAUACAGAGAUACCCCCUCCCUGAUACACUGCCAGCCGCACACUGUAUCCAUAUACAGAGAUACCCCCUCCCUGAUACACUGCCAGCCGCACACUGUAUCCAUAUACAGAGAUACCCCCUCCCUGAUACACUGUAUCCAUAUACAGAGAUACCCCCUCCCUGAUACACCGCCAGCCUCACACUGUAUCCAUAUACAGACAUACCCCCUCCCUGAUACUUAGGAAAGCCAGCCUCGCACCAUAUCCUUAUACACUGACAGCCACACUCUCCUUUUACACUCCCAGCCUCACACUGUAUCCUUAUACAGAGAUAUUCGCUCCCUGAUACACUGCCAGCCACACACUGUAUCCAUAUACAGAGAUACCCCCUCCCUGAUACACUGCCAGCCACACACUGUAUCCAUAUACAGAGAUACCCCCUCCCUGAUACACUGCCAGCCACACACUGUAUCCAUAUACAGAGAUACCCCCUCCCUGAUACACUGUAUCCAUAUACAGAGAUACCCCCUCCCUGAUACACUGCCAGCCGCACACUUUAUCCAUAUACAGAGAUAUUCUCUCCCUGAUACACAGCCAGGCACACACUGUAUCCAUAUACAGAGAUACCCCCUCCCUGAUACACUGCCAGCCGCACACUGUAUCCAUAUACAGAGAUACCCCUUCCCUGAUACUUAGGAAAGCCAGCCCCGCACCAUAUCCUUAUACACUCCCAGCCACACACUGUAUCCUUAUACAGAGAUAUUCUCUCCCUGAUACACAGCCAGCCACACACUGUAUCCUUUUGCAGAGAUACACACUGCCAGCCACACACUGUAUCCAUAUACCCCCUCCCUGAUGCACUGCCAACCACACACCGCCUCCCUGAUGCACUGCCAGUCACACACUGUAUCCAUAUACCCCCUCCCUGAUGCACUGCCAGCCAUAAACUGUAUGAUUAUACAGAGAUAACCCCUCCCUGAUGCACUGCCAGCCACACACGGUAUCCUUAUACAGAAAUAUCCCCUCUCUAAUACUCAGGAAACCACACACUGUAUCCUUACAGACCACAAUCCCACACUGUAUAAUUAUAUAGAAAUACUCUCUCCCUGACAUAUUCAGGCAAACCUACACUGUAUUCUCAUACAGAAAUAACCCAUCCCCAUACUAUGGCAAUCACACACUAUCCUUAUCAAGAAAUAGCCCCCCCGAUACACAUGCAACCCCAUACUGUAUCCUUAUCCAGAAAUACCCUCUCCCUAAUACACAGGCAAACCCACACUGUAUUCAUAAACAGAAAUAACGAAUCCCCAUAUUCGGGUAUGUUCUCUCAUCUUAACAUAGAAGGUUUAGGGAUUUAUUUAAUAAAAAGUGAAUUGUUGUGAGAUGAAAAGUUUAUUAAAACGUUUUGUAUAUAACAGUAAUAAAGUAAUCUUGUCAUGACUAGUUCACUUUAACAUAAACCACUCCCAAAUGCAUUCAAUACAUAUUGUCAACAUGCAUCUGAACUUAGUAAUUCCAAUCACACUGUCAUGUACUCCCUAGCCAUCACUAACAGCGCUGGAUAAGGUACUACUAUAGCAGCCACAGUGUAUGUCACAUGUGGGAAGUUCCUGCUGCUCUCCUUCUCACUCAAUUCAUCAGCUCACUCAAUUAUAUGCCAAAGAAAUGACUGACAGAUGGUAGAAAGACCUAUUUAUAUAUUUUUUUUCUACCAUUCAUUACAUUUGCUAGAAAAUCUGCUACCACAAUGUAUAGAUAGAAUUGUAUGCUCUUUUCUUUUCCAAUAUAGUUAGUCUGUCCUAAGUUUUUCAGUUUGGUUCAUUUCACCACAAUUGUUACUAGGGUUCAUUCAGUUAGCAGAGAAUUGUAGUGAAACAGAAAUCGGAAUUCUAAUGUUUAGGCAAAAAUAGCUAAGCUGUGACUAACGGAGAUGGAGACUUUUUUCCACACAGUAAGUAAAGAGACCAUCCUAAAGCUCUAGCAUAUAUAUAGCCGCAUCAACAUUAUGGGCAGCUUACUGUCUUUCACAAGGACAACCGGCUCUGAGGUUUCCAAUUCUGUACUUUAAUGUGCAAACAUGUGUCAACCUAAAGACUACCACCUACCAUGUUGUAAAUGAUUUCCUUAUGUUUACCUGUACCCAUUCGGUUAAGUGACUGUAAAGUAUUCGUUGUUAUUCCUGUGUUCGGGACAUUUAUUUGUUCUACCGAACGGAGACCACCCUGGGUAGCAUUCAGAACUUAGAACACCAAGUAACCACGAAAACCGCAAGGUAAUUGAGUGCUUCCAGGUGGCCGCCAUUCGGCAUACGAACACGUGGCGAGAACAAAGGAUGGCGGCCAUCUUAGAUCUCCCCAACACAGUCAGCGGGACUUACUCGUGGAUUGCCUGGAACCAUUUUCGGCAUGACAAACACACAAACACCCGGUCUCUAUGGAAGUCCCGUCUGACCGAUUUCCACUUACAGUAUCAAACUGGCGUUCGGGAGUUUUAGUCAACCGAAUGAGGGGAGGAUUCAUAUGGAACCAGAUGCUGUAUAACUGUGAUAGUUUUCGUGUAAUUACGCACGAACGGAGACCGGCUCUUGCUACCAAUUUCAUGGACCGCUAACUCGGAUACAACCACACGACGAGCCCGUCAAACUUCCACACGAUGCGACACGAAAACUACCGAACGGAUUUUCGUGCUAUUUGGAUAUGUUACUCCUAGUAUCCUCAGCUUCCCAGGGAUGUGAUUGUUAUAUUUCUAUGACAUGUAGAAAGUAUAUUUUUGAAAAUGUGUAAUAUUGUUAAUGUUUCUGGUCAGCAGAUAAUUGAGUUUAGUAUGUUGCUGAAACUCAAUUAUCUAGCCUGGCCCAGAGGAGGAGCUUGUACUGCAUAAAUUGAAUGCCUGUUGCUUCCAGUAAAUCAGUCUUGUUCCAGCAUUAAUCUUUGGCUCGUGUGUGGAUUAUUUGGCGAUACCAGCGUUAUUUUACCCUGUGGAUUAUUGUGGUUAUUCUGCUAUUGGGAAAAAGGGAAUACUGGAUGGUGAUACAGAUUACUACCAUCACACAUGUGAUGACAUUUUAAAGCUUUAUUAGUAUUCAGGAGGCAGCACAGAAUACGACCUCAGUUUUGUAGUUUGAAUUUAAAUUUGCUACAGUUAGACGUUUAGUACACAGUGUGUUGCUAUUUGGCAAAAAGACUAGCAGGCAUAGGCAACCUUCGGCACUCCAGAUGUUUUGGACUACACCUCCCAUGAUGCUUUAUGGGGGAUGUAGUCCACAACAUCUGGAGUGCCGAAGGUUGCCUAUCCCUGGGCUAUGGGCUUUAGACCAAGUGUACUUUUUAUGAACCUUUUCUCAUUUAUUGAUUUAAGCCCCUCCCCCUACUCCAAACCUUAUGUCCAACCCUAACAUGAAUUAAAUGUAUCCUCAGAGGGGAUAUGAUAACAUUAUACAAAUAUAUUCGGGGCCAGUACAAACCUUUAUCUGGAAAUCUAUUCAUAAACAGGGCUAUACAUAGGACAGGAGGUCACACAUUUAGGCUGGAAGAAAGGAGAUUUCAUCUAAGGCAAAGAAAAGUAAAUGACUCAAGAUCUUUGAUUGUAUGCUCAUUUGAGCAGAGCCUUGUUUACCUCUUGUCUCUGUUAUAUUUUUUAUGUCAAUCACUUGUCAAAUAUCCCCAUUCUAUAAUUGUAAAGAGCUGCAGAAUAUGUUGGGGCUAUGUAAAUGAAAAUAAUAUAAACCUAUAUUUCUAAAUAUCACACCUGCUAUUUUGAACCUGCACCUACAUCAAUACAACCAAAUGGUGCACUAUAAUUAACUCCAAAUAUGGUGCAAUAAAGUGCCAUUGCUACAAUUAUGUAAUUGGAGGCAUUUUUUUUCACUCUUAAUAUUAUGUGGGAACUCUGGACCAAAAAUAGGAUGCCUAAACCAGACCCAGUAUUUUCAGGACCCCACUCAGUGCUUCAGCCAGAGUCAUUCCACUCUUGGCAGUAUCCCUGCUAGUGAAUAACCCUAACAGGGUAUUUUACUAAAGUGUGAAUUCAACUAAACUCAAAAUUUUAGCAAAUGGAAAUUUGAAUGGUAAAAUUGAGGCUAAAAUAGCCAAGCUGAGACCAUAAUUGUUUUGGAGAACUUUUCUAAAUCUACUAUUUUGAAUUCAGUUUUGCUGUCCAGAUUUUAGUAAAUUAAAGUUCAAAGUGAAUUUCAGUAUUCUUCAAAAGUAGCUUAGGUGAAAACCUUUGCCAUCUGCCUUCUCUAUACAAUUUUUAAAUCCAUUGAUAUAUAAAUAUGUGACUUAUUUUUCAAAGUAGCUUAAGUUGUGAAAGUUACAUUGAAAUCUCACCUAUAUAUAUUUGUAGUCGGGGACAAAAGCCUUACUUAUGAAAUAGAAGUAUAUGCAAGUCAGUUGUGGUGUGCCAAAACCAACAUAUCGUGUAGGCCUGUCAAUUGAUAGGUUAAUCCCUCCCCCCUUUUCUUUUUCACUAUCAGUAUCAGCCCUGUAAUGGAGGUGGCCUGGGUUUUUAUAGCCGGGUAACCCAUCCCACAAUUACAGGCUGCGCCUUUCUAUUUGUAGUCGGGGACUAGAGCCGUACUUGUGAUAUAUGCAAGUCGGUUUAUUUAUUAUACAAACAUUUACAACGCUAAAUCUUUAAAGGCUUGUCUCAACUCCUGUUCUGGCUGGGGAAUAUAUCUUGUUAGCAUACUUUUUGCACAGUGUGAUUAAUUUAGUAGUUUCCUCCGGCCCUGUUAAUUCCUUAAUUUCAGAGCAAUGUCCUGCAUUGGAUUAAAGUUCAGGUUAGGUGAAGGUAUUCAUCUGCCAGGAGCCCACAUCAGUGCUGUACUCUCGCACAUGUGCAAGAGUACAAUACUGAUGUCCACGGAGGAUCCGCAAGAUUGCGAAAGUCUCCAUAAACCAUGCCUUUUUCCUCAAAACCAUCACUAGUGGCAACUGGGGGAAGUGACAAAAACGUAACACCGGUAGCUCCGCCUUUUGUCAAGUUUUUUUCAGGCGUAGGAAAAAUGCAGAAGAAAUCUAGUACUUGCUUCUUAUUAUAUCUUUUGACUUAGUUGCAAUUUCAGUGAAAUUCAUUGUAAUACUUAUUUUUAUUUUUGAGUGGGUGACAGAGCCGCUUUAACUUAUAUUUUACAGUGUUUUAUCACUUGGUAUAAUAUAUAUUCUGCAUUAAAGAGUUACUCCAAGUCUUUUAAGGGGGUAACCUUUUAAAAUGACCUAUUCAACUCUAUGGAGAAGGCUCACCCCAACCCCCUUGAUUUGCUGUAAACCUGCAAAAUAAAGCUUUUUACUCCCCUUAAAUCCAGGGCUGAGCGAAGUUCCCGGCACUGAACUUCCACACCCCUCUGUCGUCGCAGGGGCCGUGACCAUUUUGCUGGCUCAAAGCACAUGCGCAUGCUCUGGGCUGGCGAGGUGAGGGAGGGUUUAAUAAAAUAAUACUAUAUGAAACAGAGGAAUGUGGGUGGGAGGGGCUAACGAUCCUGUGACGGAAUGCUGGCACUCCGACUGAGUACCUCCGCCAAUCGAUGCUCCUAGUGCUCGCUGAGGACUCCAAGCACUCCAACCGACACCAUCAGCACUGCAGACCCCACUUCCAGCGAUGCAACUGCGCCGGGGUCUCUGCUGUUUCCACCCACCCUGGACCCAAGGCCAGGAUCCAGCUUCCAGUGGGUGAACCUCUCUUUCCCCAGAGAGCAGGAACAGGAACAAAUCAAGCUAUUGCAAGAGCUUCCUCUGGGGAGUAAGUGAUUAUAGCAAUCCCCAGAGUGUAGGUAUCCCUUCCCCCAAACAUGAGCCAAGGCUUAAUGCUGGAACAAGACUGAUUUACUGGCACACAGAACUCACAAUUUAUGCAACACAAAACUCCUCCUCUGGGACAGGCUAGAUAAUUGAGUUUAUACAAUACACAAAGUUCAAUUAUCUGCUUGCCAGAAAUAAUACAGUUUCAUAAAACACACAGGGACCCCAAAACAUGCAAUAACCCCAUAAAAAGUAUAUCCUUGGAACCGGGGGAUCUGGGUGAACCACACAUCCAAAAUUCACCCAGAUCCGUUCAGUACUUUGGAAAAUACAGUUUAAUGCAGAUUCUGCAGAACAUAUACAGGCUAAAUGAAAAACAAUCACUGUAUAAUGUGUCCCCUGCUGUAUAGUCCAAAACCACUGCACGAUGUCUCUGUGCACCAAAUACUGGCAAGAUGGCACCGUGUUGAAAAGUCCAAACAGUGUCUGUGAGUUAAAAUGGCCGCCAUCCAUAUCUAUGAUAUCUUACUUAUUGGAGUUUGAAAUAGGGGAGUUUGUUUUAUUUAUGUAAAACACAGAUAUCCAGAACUCAUACUCAGCUUAUUAACACACAUACCUCUAUAUGUAUCUACUUGUCUCCUAUGCAAUUCUUAAACCUGAUUGCAUACACUGCCUGUUGUCACUUAAUUACCUAAUGCUAGAUAAUGUCUUGUCAAUAUUUUACAGCAUAUUGGAAGAUGGAAAUGCAAAACUUCGCCAGUCAAAGCUACAUAACCAGGUAAUGGGGGGAGGGACAUUCUUCAAAGACAUGGCAUAAUAUAUCCCGGUGUCUUUUACGUGUGCAACAUAUAUAUCAUGUAGAUGGUUAAACAAUUGCUCUGAUACAUCUUCCUAUCGGCCCUUAGAGAGCUCUCCUGGAGCAGAAGCAAAGACGGAAAAGGCAGGAGCCACUUAUGGUCGUACCAAACAGUGAAGUCAGGCAUCGGCGUUCCAAGCCCAAAAAGAAUGAUGAGCAAGCCCCUCUGGUGCAGCAUACAAAUACAGGAACUGUACAGUGUGAUGUAAUCUUGGAUGGUGAGCAACACGGGGGUCUUUGGGGGAGUUAAACAUUGCUUAGAUUGGGAAAACUGGUAAGGUGUGUGUGUGUGUGUGUGUGUUAUACUUGAGUUAAUUAUGCUGUGGUGAACGCGGGUUACAGUACUAAAGUAUUUUUAUGUAAUUAUUCCUUCUCCAAUGAUUUCUCUUUUACUCCACUACUGCAGUUGUAUGUCACAUUAAGUAUCUAUCUUAAAGGGGCACUCUAAACACUCUAGUUAUUUGUAAUGGUUAUGGUUUGUGAACGCUGUCCCCUUAGUAUACCUUAGUUAUUCACGAUAACCUUCAUUCAGCAUGAUAACAUUCACUCUCUAAAUCUGCAUUUAAGGCUGACUAAUAGAAACAUUUAAUUUCUAAAAACUAAAAUUGGCACGGUGUGGGGCCAAACGCUGUUUUUGCCAAUCAGGACCUCCUCAUAAAGAUGCAUUGAAUCAGUGCAUCUCUAUGAGGAAAAUUCAGCGUCUCCAUGCAGAGCGUGGGGACGCUGAAUGACACGGCUGCUUACUGUGCAGCCCUGAGCCAGAAAGCCCCUCCGGUGACCAUCCAAGAAGUGGCCACUUGGAGGUGUCCCUUGGGGCAAUGUAAACACUAUCUUUUCUCUGAAAAGACAGUGUUUACAUGAAAAUGCCUGAAGGGAGCUAUUCUACUCACCAGAAUAACUACAUUAAGCUGUAGUUGUUCUGGUGAUUAUAGUGUCCCUUUAAUUUCUAGGGUUUACAUUGUGACAAUGACGGAUGGAGUACAUAACUCUGCCCCUUCCUGGUCAGUUGAGUGCACACAGCGUAAACUUUACAAAAUGUUUUGCUUUUUUAUGAAUAGGCAUUGAUGGUCCAGCUGCAUUCCUCUGUGGAGACCAGGAUUUAAGCAACAAGGUUCAUAUCCUGUCUGUUGGAGAGACCUGCACUGAUGAUGAGUUUGAUGAUGAUGACAUUCUGCAGACCAGCACGAAAGCAGCCAGCUCAAGGCCAGGUUCCAGAGAGGAAAAUGCAAGGCCUACAUCCACUGAGGAAAAGCCUAGUUCCAGCAAUGGGAAACGCAGACCUGCUUUCCAAGAGACAAAGACCCAAGCAGAACCAGAUGUCUCUAAACGUGUCCUCCAAGAGAUGCUCCAGGAUAGAGGUUCGGUUUACUGCACUGAUACCCCAAGCCACACUGAGUAAUGUAUAAACAGUGUUUAUUGGUAAAGUUAUACAACUGGAACAUACCCCAUGGAAACUAGUGAAAUGGUUGCAGAAUGUUUAGGACUUUGUCCAAGGAGGACUCUUUAUAAGUACCCCUCAUAGUUUCCAUUAAUGAAUGCCUAGUUCAUUAGUUCAAUUACUUCAUAUAUUUAAAGCAUUACCCUGAUGUUGUAAAGGUAAGUUUAUCCCAUUAUAUAAUCUAUAAUUUAUAUUAUAAUUAUCCAUUUCAUGACAUCUUUCUCUUUAUGAACAGCAUUUAUAUUCCUGCCUUAAAAGACAGAACGUAAGAUUAUGUUGCAUUAACCAUUUGAAUAGUAUGCAUCUGCAGCACAGUGAUUGCAAAAAAUGCUGAUAUUGUAACUUGUCAUUUCUGAGCUGAAGAAAAGCAUGCAUUAUUAACCUCUGUUUAACCACUAAGAAUUCUUUAUAAUUCAGACCAUCGAUUUGCAUUUUUACCUAUAAAUAUCGGCCAAGUCUGUUUUUUUUUGUGUUUAUUUAUUUACAUUUUUUCCCAGAGUCCUAAAUAUGAGAAAAUAUGCACUUCUCUUUCUUACAGGUAUAUCAGACAGCCUAAAUUUCGAUGAAGAAACCUCAGAGGAAGAGGAGGAAAAGUCUGGCAGUACACGGCCAAGUUCAGCAUCUAGCAAAAAGUCUUUGACAGUGAGUUCUCUUAGACUUGCUUGCUUUUCAGUUACCAAGUGCCAUUAUCUGUUUAGAUCCAAUUAAUUCUUAGGAGUACAUAUAGUGGGCCUUUCUCAUAUCUAUUUGAUUCAUACACUGUCUUAAUGUUUUAAUGACUUUUUAGGAUGUGGGUUCUGCAGAGACUGCACAGAUAGGUCUAUCGGGAGAUGGACUUGAGGUGAGUGACUUGAAAGAGUUUGUGCUGCGUCCUGCUCCACGUGGAAUCACUGUUCGAUGCCGUAUUACCCGUGACAAGAAGGGAAUGGACCGUGGUCUCUAUCCCACGUACUAUAUGCAUCUUGAAAGAGAUGAUAACCGGAAGGUCAGUGGGCUAAAAGGAAUGAACACAGCUUGUUGAGACAUUGUUUAGAUGAACUAAAUCCUGCUUUAAUUUGGGGGAGAGACUAUAAACCUCACCAACAAGCUUUAAGCAAAUUAUUAUGACCAUAAUUACAGAUGUGGCAUAGGCUGCAAACCCCAAUGAAAUACACUUGGAACUAUUCAUCAUUCAAACAAAUGCAUACACACAUGGGAGAGGCUCUAACGUCAACUUUAACUAUUUCUAGCUGCACAAUAUGACUGCCAUCCAAUUUUAGAACCUCUUGACAAAAAAACAGGUCUCUCCUGCACUAAUAGUCCAUUUCAUCUGUAAUUGCAUAGAUAAUGCACAGCAGUAGCAGCUUGAGAGCCUUGGGGAAAUUUUGCACCUUUAAGAAGGUUGCACCUUCAGGCAGAUGUCUACUUUGGCCUUCUCUGCUUUGACAUUGUAACUUUUCUUUUUUUUUUUUUUUUUUCAAGGCCUUUCUUCUUGCUGGUAGGAAGAGGAAAAAAAGUAAAACAUCUAAUUACCUCAUGUCUAUUGAUCCAACUGAUCUUUCCAGAGAAGGAGAUAGUUUUGUGGGCAAACUACGGUAAGGGUGGCCUGUGUAUUCUUCUUGAUAUAGGCAGAUUCCUCAUUCCUUGACUUUCUUUUUUUGUUUCUGUUCUCUCUUUUUUCAUUUUUUUGGACAAUCUUUAUUUAAUUACAUUUCCUUUUUGGUAAAAAUUCUAACAUUAAAAUGAAUGAAACAAGAAAAGCUAUGACAAUGAUAUUCGCUUCCAUUAAGCUAUAAAAUCAUUUUGAAAGUACCCCAUAAGUAUGUGUGUGUAUAUGUAUGUAUGUAUGUAUGUAUAUAUGUAUAUGUGUGUGUGUGUGUGUGUGUGUGUAUAUAUAUGUGUAUAUAUAUAUAUAUAUAUAUAUAUAUAUAUAUAUAUAUAUACAUAUAUAUACAUGAAUUGUCUGUUCAUGGUGUAUAUCAUCAACAAGCGGGGCAUGGUUUAUGUUUCCAUAGAAAGUAUAAAUGAAAAUAGUAUAUAAAAUUAAGGUGGACAGAUUUUAGAUGCCACUAUAAUGUUCAUAUAAUAGCUAUUUAUAUAAUAUGUAUUUUCAUUAUCAGAGUAUGACCAUUAAUGACAGAGUGCAUCUAUGUAAGACUACUGCAGCUUGCUAUUUGAAUCUGAGCAGUAAGUAAAUGUAUUAGCCCAACUAACCUAAAAUUGUAGCAAGGCUUAUCUAGAUGAAUGAACCUAGUGUUUAAGUAGAUUACCUAAUUCUAGGGUAGAAAUUAAUUUAUGCUACGAGUAGACAGUAGUAAUAGGAGGCCAGAAAGCAAGUAGAGAAGUAAUUAGAAGAGAAUAAAAUAGGAGUAGCAAAGAAAAAAAGAGACAUUGUUGUGAUGGUGCGGGCCCCGCCCCAAAUUGAACAGUUCCAAAUGUGCCUAUCCCAGGGUACUCAGAGCAAGGAGGGUUCAUGUUAUCCCUCUCCCAUGCUAUAAAAGCCAACCACGAAAGGCAGAUCUCUCCAAACCUCUCAUCUCUGCCAUAUAGAGCUGCUAUAAUUGCCUCCAUAUUUCUAAUCUUCUUCAUCUUGGCUAUCCAUUUACCUAAUCUUGGAGAGGUUGUAUGUUUCCAGAGUGCAGGGAUCAGUACUCUUACUGCACUGAGAAAAUGCCUAGUGAGGGAUUUUUUACAUUUAGAGAUCGCAAAAGGGAGAUGUCUGAGCAGCAUAGUCUUGGGAGUAAAAUCGGCCCCAUCACCCACAAUCUAUGUCAUAGACUCCUAAACCUGGCACCAGAAAGGCCUUAUCAUACCAUAUGUUGAGCAGCGUGCCUAUUCCCAUAGUGCAUCUCCAGCAAGUAUUUGGCACUCUCGGUAAUACCAUAUGUAGAAGAUGAGGCAUGCAGUACCACAGUGACAUUGGCUUAUAAUUGUUUUCUUGAAUGGAGAAGCUGAUGGAAGAACAAUGCCAUUGUUUCUCCAAGAAUACAGUCUCGAGGUCGACUUCUUAACGUUCCAUAAGUUUUAGCGGUUCCCCCUUCUUUCCUUUAAUGUUAUUACUUUCAUCCUUUUUGAUUGCCAGACAUUACACUCUUACUUUACCUUAUAUUGUCUUUAUUCCUCUAGGUCCAAUCUAAUGGGUACUAAGUUUACUGUGUAUGAUGAUGGAGGAGACCCAGCUAAAGUUCGAGGACAGACAGAUCCUUCUAUGUUUCGAAAAGAGCUGGCAGCAAUUUGUUAUGUAAGCUAGAAAAUAUUCUUUCCUCAUUCACUCAUAAUGGAAGGGGCACUCAGAUGUCAUAUUAAAGGUGUUACUUUAACUCCCAUAACUGCUGUCACAGUCUUGUUGGGUGACAAUGCUUUAUGGGGUUAUACUUCCAUCAUCACUGUAUAUUUUGUAGUCGUUUAUAAAACAUUCCAUAUUUGCUCCUAGCAGUAUUUAUGUUUUUGCUUAUUCUUUUCUAGUGAGGGUACUGGUAAAAUUUUAACGGUUGUUGAGCACUAUUUAAAUAAUAGGUCUAUCUUCUUGUGAUUGCUAGGAAACCAAUGUCCUCGGUUUCAGAGGUCCACGAAAGAUGACAGUCCUGAUUCCAGGCAUGAACAGCAAUGAUGAACGCAUAUCCUGUCAGCCAGAAAAUGUGAGUUAUGUGUUCGCCUUUAGCUGCCAGAAAUGUGACUGCUGUGCAAACUCUGUUCACUGUUAAUGAAAACUCUAUUCCCUUGAAGGAUUCCGAGAGCCUCGUAUCUAGGUGGCUAAAUAAGUGUCUUGACAAUAUAAUCGAGCUGCACAAUAAAGCCCCUGUGUGGAAUGAUGAUACUCAGUCGUAUGUGCUCAACUUCCAUGGCCGCGUCACUCAUGCAUCUGUCAAAAACUUUCAGAUUGUUCAUGACAAUGACCGUAAGUUUCAAAUCAUACAAUCAGUAGAGCCCUCAUUUUCUCUGUUUGGGCAACAUUGUGUUACUUUAGGGUAUAUUCACUAAUGCCAAAUUUACCUUCGCUAAUUUGGCUUUUUUUUUUUUUUUUUUAAUGUAUUAAAUGUGAAUUCAUUCUCUUACAUUUGAUUGUUAAAAUUCCACUAUGGUUCACCAUAUUCAAUGAGAGAAUGUUAACCUAAUUGAGCUAAAUGGAUCCUUGCUAUUUUAAAUUAAUCUAAUUGCUGCAGAUAUUGGGGAAAGUACCUAUACAGAAUUGUAACAGCGUUUUCUUGCUAACAGAAAAAAUGCAGCUUAUGUAAGCAUAAUUUGGGGGUGCGAAGGUUAGGGUUUCCAUACAGGAUUAAUGGAAGGUUUGUAUAACAUUAGGAAGGAUAAUGUUUUUUGUGCAAUUCCCCUGGUCUGGCAUCAGAGAUAUCGUAACUACUGAGUGAAGGUAAUUAAUUUACAAUGCAUUUAUUUGUGAAUCAGACAUGCCAGAAUAAAAGUGCAAAAUUGUUUGAAAUAAAAUUUGUAAAUAGCAGAAUGGGUUAAAAAAGCUGACUUGUGACAGCUGAACAGUUGUUAAUCAAAUAGUCUGGCAACUUUAAAGGGACACUGUAGGCACCCUUACCACUUCUCAUCUAAGAGGUCCAGGUGCAGAGUUUUUAGUUUGUAAAACAUUGCAGUUUUAUAGAAACUGUAAUGUUUACAUUGCAGUGUUAAGACUGCCUCUUGUGGUUGUCUACUAAAAACAGCCACUAGAGGCUCUUCCUGCAGUUUCACAGAAAUGGCGCUGGAUGUCCUUGCGUUUUUCAGAUGAUGUCCAGCAUACUGAAAAACCUCAUAGGAAAGCAUUGGGUCAUUGCUUUCCUAUGGAGAAGAUUUAACCCCUUAAGGACGGCUGGCAUUCUAUGCCGUCCUUAGGGAACCGGCUCUAAACGCCGGAGGGCGGCUUAGAACGCCCAAACUGUCCUUUGUACUUACCCAGUCGCCGGCGAUCCCACGCCAUCGAUCGCGGUAUUGGGACUUACCUGGGAGCCCAGGGAGUCCCCCUCAGUCCUCUUCUGCCCCCCUGGGCCAUGUGAUUGCGAGGUCCUUGCGAGGACAUCGCGAACACAUGGACGGCAUAGCCGUCUAUUGCAAUGCCAGCAGGGGGAGUGGCAGUCCCUGCUGUCUGGAGGAAAAAAAAAAAAAACUGUUUAAAAUAACAUUAUAUAUACUUAGAUCAUAUAUAUAUGAUAUAAGUAUAUAUAUACACAUACACUGUCUAAGUGUAUUUUAAUAUAUAUAUAUUAAUUUUAAAAUACAGUUAGAACAAAAUUACACAUUUAUUUUUUAAUUUUAUUUUUUAACGUAUGUGUGUGUGUGUGUGUGUGUAUGUAUAUGUGUGUGUGUAUGUGUGUGUAUAUAUAUAUAUAUAUAUAUAUAUAUAUAUAUAUAUAUAUAUAUAUAUAUAUAUAAAUAAUAAUUCUACAUAUGUAUUUAUGUAAUAAUUUUACAUAAUUAGGUCAUUUUAUUAAUUACAGUUUGCGGGACCUGCCUGACAACCCAGGUCGAAAGUCCAGGGAAUUUAAUAUACUAGCACUAUAUUUAGCCCUGUAACUUCCCAAAACACCAUAAAACCUGUACAUAGGGGGUACUGUUUUACACGUGAGACAUCGCUGAAUACAAAUAUAUGUAUUUUAUUGCAGUAAAAGCAAACCGUAUUAUGAGAUUUACAGUUAAAAUGUCACGUAGAACUAAAUUAAUUUUUUUUUUUAAAUCUUAUUUUUCCCCCUUUUUUUUUAUAUUUUAUUCAUAUUAAAUUAUGUUUCAUGCAUAAAUAUUUGAUGUUAAAUGAAAGCCCUGUUUCCCCUGAAUAAAAUGAUAUAUAAUAAAUGUGGGUGCACAUAAUAUGAAAGAGGCGAAUUACAGACAUAUAGCGCACAUUCCAGUUUUUGUUUACGUUUUGUUUUGAUCACAACGUGUACAUUUGGUUCAGUCCUUAAGGGUUUAAUGCAUGUGCAGCACUCGCUGCACAUUCGCAUUAGGUUUCCCUCAUCAUCUGAAGUCGGAGGAGGAGAAGGAGCCUGACCCAGUAUAAAAUGUGAUCUAGUAGACACAGGAUAGUAUUAUGUGCUCCCUUACAUUCCAAUACACAUAUUGGUGUUAGGGGGAAACCUUACGAGGAUAUCGAGUCCUGCUAUUUCCUAUAAGUGUAUUAUGUUGUCAUGCUGGUCGAACUCAAACCAUAUUUAACAACUAUUUUUCAUGACUUUCCAUUUACAAAAAAAUUCUCCCUCCUUUUUUUUUUUUCCCAGCUGAAUAUAUAGUUAUGCAAUUUGGUCGGGUGGCUGAAGACAUCUUUACGCUGGAUUACAACUUCCCUAUGUGUGCUCUUCAGGCCUUCUCUGUCGCCCUCUCUAGUUUUGACAGCAAGCUUGCUUGUGAAUGAGAGUCACUUGCUUCGUCCACUACAGUCAAUCCGUCAUACUUGCCCACAUCUUCACCUGCCAAAAUGUUGAUCUGGAUCUAGGAGUGUAAUAUUUCUUCUCAAAUGUUGGGUGGGCACAAUUAGCCACUGUGCCUUCCAUGUUUCAUAAAUAUGCAAAACCUUUAAGAUCUUUAAAAAAAAAAAAAAAAAAAAGUUAUAAAGUAAUAUUUAAUCAGUCACAUCAUAUAUAUUACAAGAUACGAAUUUUAUAUAUAUAAAAGUAGGGUAAUUUUUUUUAAGAUUCUGGAAAGCAGCUGUGAUGUCAGCAUGUCGUUUUAUUAUUUAAAACAGAGCAGAGGAGUGUAAAACAAAUAAAGAACACCAGUAUUUUUCAUUUGCUCUAUUCAAAAUUAUGUUUUUAUGUCAAAUGUGACUGAUCUGCUAUCCUUCAAGAGCAUUGAGCUAAAACUGACACAGCACAAAACAGAGAGUGGGUAGACAAUGGCAUCCUCUGAUGGAAAACACGUACAUAAAUCUUGAUAUUCAUAUAUUUUUCUAAAUAUUCUAAUAUAUCCAAUAUUAAGUAUAUUGACUCCUCACUCUGCUGCUGCCUCUUACCUUCGAUUUAUCUUGCACAGUGAUGCACACCCUGUGCUUCCAUUACUUUGUCUCUUGACAAAAACAGGUGCUCUGUUUUAUUUAUGACUCUGUGAAGCUGUUGUUUUAAAGGUAAACUACAACCACCGUAUCCAAGACCGCUUAUUGUACGACUGAUCCCCAGUGUCAAUUCAGACGCAUCAAAAUGUUUAACACCAAGUUAGCAUGACUGAAUCCUGUUUAUACACCAUCAUUGAAAGUUUAUCUUUGUAUGGUAGGAGCAUGCAAAGCCUGUUUAUGCAGUACAGAUAUUUUCUGCAGAUUAUGAAGUGAAAUUCCUCAUUGUAAUACCUCCAGCAGAACUGGUGAGCUUAUGGUGCUUUUUUUCCCCCCAAAGUAUUUUGACAAAAAACUUGGCUGGACUUUACUCGUAGUCUCCCAACACCAUACACACCACAAAAUGCCAUAGCUUUACUCUGCCUGUGCCUGUUUUUUGUACUUUUGUUUGCCUUUGCUUUGAUGUAUCGCAUAACAGGAUCACUAGAAAUCAGUUAAGACAUUCUACUGAUCGAUACAUGUUCAACUCAGGCUAUAUGCAGUAAGUGGAUGGGAUUCUUUAAAUAUCCUCUGUAAGCACUUUCCUAUAACUCACCCUCUAGUGUAAGGGAUCCAAGCUGUUUGGGUAUUCAUUUAAAUAACGUGUGCUUUUAAUGGUAAGACCUUUGUAUCUAAAAGCCUGGCUUUAGAUAGAUAUUUAGUCACUAAAAUAGAAACUGUGGAAAUCAGUCAAAUAAAUUACUACUUUUAAGCUGAAAUAGCUAAAUUUAAGGGAAAGAUUUGAUUUUUUAUUUUAUUUUUUGCCUAAUUUUUGCUCCUCCAUUUUUAUUCUUCCUAAAGGGAAACCGUUACUUCCCAUAAUUUUUAAUAUUUUGUUUACUUAUCCUUCCAUAGCUAACAAGUACAUGUUUGUGAGAUCUGAAGAUAAAAUUAAAUGUAGAAAUCAAAGCAGUUGUAUUUACCACUAUGCUGGAACUGAGUACUUCCAUCUUGGCUCUUUGUCCAUCUUUCUUUUAACUGUUGCCUUUUUCUGUCAUUAAAUAUAGAUAGUGGAGGAGGAGAAAGAGAACAGACACUCCUGUUCCUCCUCCUCAUUUGCGUUGUCUGCUCUGGCUGUGCCUGGACUGAACUGGAUGAGAAUGUCGGUUGCUAAAUCUUUCAUAAAAUGUUAUAGGGGAUUUUCUGUGUUUUAUUAAAAAGUGUUGUUUCCACUUUAAGUCCAAAUUUAGGGAUCAAGCCCCAUAGUCUUAUGCUUUAAUUUUUGUUUUCUAUAUUGAAACUUUUAAUUCUGCUGCUAUCUGUCAUGACUUCAUAUGCUGGUUUUUUUUUAUGGAUGUCUGUGUUGUUUUGUUCUGAAUCCAUUGAUGUUACUGCAUGCAAUGCCUUUCACUAACCCGUGAUGCUUAUAAAGGGAUAUUGUGCACUUUGAUGUGUCCCCAUACACUGUCUGUUAAAACUCUUUGCACAUUCUAGACCCUUAUCUUUACAUUUACAAUCAAUUGUGGAGAUUAAACUAAUGAUACAAAAUGUAGUCCAAGCAGGAUGCAUUUUAAAAGAGUGCUCUCUUGUUAUGUUAUUAAUUAUUCACUGUUUACCAAAUAUAUUCCUUGGUGAAACUAUAACCAUAACUUUUUAAAUUUGCUGGGAGCUCUUAUGGUGAAUGUGUAACUCAAAGUUGUACUCCUAUUACUGCAGGCCUGCUGGUUGCAUUGAAUUGUCCCUAAUUAAAGGUGCGGUGUGGAUCUUUCAUUCAACAAAAACCACAAGUUAGAGAACCUAUGUAUUGCACAGAACAUCUAUAGCCUCUGUUUUGAUUGCCAUAAGGUAGAGCAAGUGUAUAGUAUUUGAAAUUGAGAAAGAACUCGAUAACUCUCCCUUUGCAAGAGAAUUAAUAUACUCUACACUAGUCAUUGUUGUUUAUUACUCUCUGUUACUUUGGUCUAGUGAUCUAGUGGAAAACAGCACUCUAUGACUUGAAUGUAGAAUGUGAGACUUCCCAAAUAAAAAAAAAUGUGUGUGUGUGUGUAUAUAUAUAUAUAUAUAUAUAUACACACACACCUCUCUCUCUCUACCUCUGAACAGUGAUUGCUGGUUUCCGAUUCUGUGCCUAAUGCUGCUGUGAACAGGCUUGCCUGUUAAGCAUUUAAAGUGACCCUUGCAUCUUUUUCUUCUGUACCCUAGUUUAGAGAUGGCUAACAUUUGGCGAUAUUGCCAUUACUGCUCUAGCUAGUGAUUUUAGACGAUUUGAGCCUAGUCUGUAUUUUAAACAUGCAACUAUAUCUCAGAGCUAAAUAAUAUUCUACAGUGUAUCCUAUUUUUAAUAUAUUGUACAAACCUGAAGCCUUAAUUCAUUAAUCCAUUUUCUGCCGGGAACAAAGUUUUCAGAUCCAUACCUCCUUCUUCUAACUGUGCCUAAAAGUGGAAGUUGAAUUUCAGAAUAUACUGUAACAUGUCUGAGUGAAAGAGCCAGGUUUAUUUGUGUACUAUUACACAUCAUUUGCAGAGAAUGUAAACAUGCCUGGGCCCAGCAGAGUUCCCUACGGGCAUAUAUAAUUUUAUUUUUUUUGCAGAGAGAUGUGCCAAUGUGUGUUGUUACACCCUGUAAAUUUAAAAACAGUGCAUGAUCCACCUCUUUGUAAUCCAAGAACUAUAAGGUCAAGACCAGCCCUACUGUCUGCCUGUUUUACACUUCUAACUUUUGGCAGAUUUGUAGGGUAUUCUAUAUAAAUAGACCUUCUGAGUUAAGUUAAAUGUGGAGUAAUCAGAGAUAUUUCAUGAAAAUUGCUCCACUUUUAAAGUUCUGCCCCAUGAUUGUCUUAAAAUACUUUUAUCAUAGUAUCAUCUCUCUAUAAAAUAGCAAGGAGAGCUUCAUUGUGGUGCAAGCGCUUCAUUGUACAUUAUUGUGAUUUUUAUAAUGCUGUAUAAAGUAAGUGUUAAAAUAUAUGAAUGUAUUUUCUUAUUUCUUUUCCACACAAUGUUUAUCAUUGAAAUCAGAUGUUUUGUUUUGAUCCCAAUUAAUUGUAGGUGUGGGGUGUUUCUAUAACUCUAAAUGGGAAACCAAAUGUUAGUGACCAGAAAAAUCUCCAAACAGGCACUUUAUUUCUUAAUAAUCAUGGAUUUAUCCUUAUGGUUGUAAUACAAUGAAAACAUUAAUUUUAUAUUGUAUACUUUGUAUUUUGGCAAUAAAAAUCAU
Pelobates cultripes (western spadefoot toad) is the source of this 19592-nucleotide messenger RNA. Lineage: Eukaryota; Metazoa; Chordata; Amphibia; Anura; Pelobatidae. The record is from the annotation of a GenBank genome assembly.